Messenger RNA from Marchantia polymorpha subsp. ruderalis, 508 nucleotides. Lineage: Eukaryota; Viridiplantae; Streptophyta; Marchantiopsida; Marchantiales; Marchantiaceae. The record is from the annotation of a GenBank genome assembly.
CGAUCAUCGAGCUGAAAGCGAUGGUGGCGUUUGAACACAGAUGGCAGUGAAGUGAAGACCUCCCGCUUGGUCCCCGGAAAUUCAGAGACGUGGGGCCCGUCCGACAUGGAGUCGAACGCUUCUACUCUACGCACGUGGCAGCAAAGGUAACGGCAACUCCACCAGAACAUUCCUACAACCAUCGAUCAGCAGAAAAGAGAAAAUGUUCCCCGACAAUUGUUUCGCAGUCGGUUCGCAAUCAGAUGGGCUGGAGGUUUUGCCAUCUCUUUAUGUGCAUCGUGACUCCCACGCUUGAAUCGUUGAUGGGAUCCGUCCAGUCAGGAAACCUGAUGAUAUUGGCGUGCAUGGAGGGAAGCCAUGAUUGUCGAGCCGAAGGGAUCGGUGAGAACAUAAAAUUUGGGGCUCUCUGCCCAACUCGGCUCGAUUGUCGAACGUGCUUUCCUGCAGGUGGCAUAGCCCAGAUAUUGUCACUUCUCCAGGAUCUCGAUGUCAAAUAAACGUCGCAUUC